Molecule: messenger RNA, 168 nt
Organism: Alternaria arborescens
Lineage: Eukaryota; Fungi; Ascomycota; Dothideomycetes; Pleosporales; Pleosporaceae
Exons: 2
Coding region: 1-168 (55 amino acids)
Source: RefSeq, a predicted model, not a curated record
AUGCAUCUUCCGACUGCCCUUGCCGCCUUCAUUGUCACCACUGCCCUUGCAGCCCCAACAUCUAUCAACGCCACCUCAAAUUCCACUCUCGCCGUUGCGAACGACAACUUGGGGAUUCUUGGGUGCUUCCCGUGCUUUGUCUACUACCUCAAGUGCCGCCAGACAUAA